Messenger RNA from Lactuca virosa, 363 nucleotides. The record is from the annotation of a GenBank genome assembly. NCBI's taxonomy places the organism in Eukaryota, Viridiplantae, Streptophyta, Magnoliopsida, Asterales, Asteraceae.
AUGUUUUAUGCGUUGAAUCAGUUUUUCAUAUCAGGCCUCUCACAUGAUGACAUCAUAGAGAAUCGCGUCUUGGAAGCUCUGUACAGACGUAUACUGCGUGCACAUAAAGAGGAAAAGUGCUUCAAAGUUAUUGUUGUUAUACCACUCUUACCAGGAGGAUUCCAGGGGCGUAUGGAUGAUGGUGGGGCAACAACUGUUAGAGCUAUAAUGCAUUGGCAGUAUCGAUCUAUUUCAAGAGAAGAAAAUUCAAUACUAGAGAAGCUCAACUCAGUGCUUGGUCCUAAAACAGAUGAUUAUAUAUCAUUUUAUGGUCUUAGGACAUAUGGAAGAUUGGGUGAUGAUGGCCCACUUGUCACAAGUUAG